Messenger RNA from Anthostomella pinea, 1470 nucleotides. The record is from the annotation of a GenBank genome assembly. NCBI's taxonomy places the organism in Eukaryota, Fungi, Ascomycota, Sordariomycetes, Xylariales, Xylariaceae.
AUGCCAUCCAAAGGCAUUGACUGCUACUCCUACGUACCAGACACUCUGUCCGCGACGUACGAGGUCCGCUUCGAAGUCCCGGGCGACAGCUUCACUCACAUCACCAAAGAUAAUUUCACCAAACGCCAUGUCGAAGUCGAAUCGUCCAAGAUCAACGGCCGCGACCACCUGAUCAGCAUUCACGGCAUCGGUCACGUCGUCGGCCGCUUUCAAUGGACUGUGUAUCGCGCGGGCAUCGAGGUCGCGAGUGCGUUCAACAAUAUCAAUGCGCUGACGGGAAAUCUGGCGGCUGGGAGCACUAUGUUGUCGACGCAGCUGUUCACUCCUAUUAGAACUGAGGAUGCGAUUAUCACUUACGGUUUCUACGACGCUGGACAUGGUGAGGCCGGGUUGACGAGCCACGACCAGUGUUGGGUGUUCAUCGCGCCCCUGACACUGCAGUCGUGGCUGGGCGACAUCGCGCCGCCAGGCUCCAACGAGGAAGCCAAGCCCUUCUCCCGUCUGUGUCUGGUCUGCCCACAUGACAAUGGCAUGAACACGAUUCAGAACGUAGAUUUAGUCCUACAGUCCCUGGACGAAGACGCGCUGGGGGAAUUGAAGAACCAUCUCCCGCAUUUGAACUUUUUCAACCAUCUGCCGGAUAGUGCGCUCAUACACAUGCUGCCGAAUAUCGUCUACGGAGUGUCUGUGACGCAGAAGAAAACUAUCACCUUCAUGUUGGAACUAGGCGCUCGCUACUUCGAGUUCCGCCCAGCCUACCUACUACCCCUGUUCGAAAGGACGUCGCACCUCGAAAACAAACUCUACUUCCAGCACGCCUGCAUUCCCGGCAUGGCCUUUGACGACUUCCUCGAGGAGCAAGUGAGCUUCCUAGACAGCCACCCAACCGAGGUCUGCGUCAUCCAUAUCCGCCACGACAACAUCCCGAGCGAAUGCAAACUGCCCACAGAUGACGAGCUCGACGACAUGUUCAACAAAGCAUGCGCCGCGGCUACCACUGCGCCUCUGACAUGGGGCGGCUCCGAUCUCUUGCAGCACUCCAUCGCCUCCCUUCGCGAGUCCGGCAGCCGCCUGAUCGUCCUCCGUAACGCGGAUAAAUACGACUCCUGGACCUCCCAAGCCUACGCCACCCUCACCGCCGACCCCAUCCUGCAGAGGUUCGAGGGCAUGACGACCGAAGGCCAGUCCCAGCCCGGGUCAGGCGACCUAACGAUCUUGCAAUGCCAGGCGACCUCGCAAAGCAUCAAAGAAGUCCUCGUCUACUCUGUCCUCGCCAGCAACGCAGCGACGAGCUGCCUCACCAGCACAAAAGCCGAUCUGGACCGGCAGACUUUACCUUGGUUGCGGGCGAAUCUCAAUCAGAGGUUGAGGGCGGAAGAAAAGUUGUGUGUGCUGCUGAAUGACUUCAUUGAUGGUGCGACGACGGAGACGGGCGUCGAAGUCAGCCGGGAGAGACUCUUGUGGCCUUAG